AGUGACGCCGAGGCAGCAGCAGCAGUAGCAGCAGCGGAGGCCAUCGCAGCUCCGGGGACUUUUCACGUAUUUUCCGACAAGAACAAACAACUCGGGCCUUAAAAACCGACCCGUGUGAGACAGAAACACCAUGACUGAAGCCGACAACAAGAGCGCGAACGUCCUGGCGCAGGAGACGGCGCAGCUGGAGGAGCAGUUGCAGGCCUGGGGAGAGGUGAUCCUGGCUGGAGACCGUGUGCUGCGCUGGGAGAAGCCCUGGUUCCCUGGAGCUUUAUUGGCCGUCACCUCUCUGCUUUUCCUCCUGAUCUACUACCUGGACCCCUCUGUGCUCACGGGACUGUCCUGCUCCGUGAUGCUGUUGUGUCUCGCCGAUUACCUGGUGCCCACGCUUGCUCCUCGUGUCUUUGGAUCCAACAAGUGGACCACAGAGCAGCAGCAGCGUUUCCAUGAGAUCUGUGGAAACCUGGUGAAGACUCAGCGUCGUGUGGUGGGCUGGGGCAAGAGGCUGUGUGCGCUCAAGGAGGAGAAGCCCAAAGUGUACUUUGCCUCUGUCAUCACGUCUCUUCUGGUCAUGGCCUGGGUCGGACAGCAAGUCCACAACCUGUUCCUCACUUACCUGAUCGUGAGCUUCCUGCUGCUGCUGCCUGGUCUGAACCAACAUGGCGUCAUCUCAAAGUACCUGGGCAUGGCCAAGAGGGAGAUCAACAAGCUGCUCAAACAGAAGGAGAAGAAGAACGAGUAGACGAAGGAAUAUAGCGAUGGAACGGAGAGCAAACGAGAGCGAAGAAAAGUCACAUUUGAAAAAAGAGAGCGCGCUGAACCGAAGCCCCGCCUGCUCAGUCCGCCCCUGAGCAAGACGAGCACUUUUGUUUGACCCUUAAGUUUAGUUUCCCCACAACCUCUUUGAUAUAUCACAUGUUUCUUCAUGAUCUGGUCUGAGCAUGCAGCCUCUAAGUGAAGGUGCCAUGAUCGCUUUAAAGGUGCAACGUGAAACUUUUCUCACGGGAGUGUCCAGCACCCGUUUGUCGCCAUGGAAAUUCUCGCUUUGCCUGGAAUGUUCUACAGUAUGGCAUGAAACAUAUCCAUCUAUUUUGUAUAUAUUAAAUUACAGGUUCAGUUUCUUUGGGGAGCGGGGUCGCCUCUCCACAGAUAUGACCUGUGACUUGGCUUGGUGGUGCCCUAUGCUUGUGAAGGUGGUAUACUGUGUGUUUUGUUUUUAAGAUGGUAAAAAUAUGAAAAGGUCAUUUUAAACAGUUUGCAGUUCUCCAAAGUUAUUCCUCACUUAUUGUACUUAUUAUAAACUCAUCAUGGUGAACAGUUACGAUGCUCAGAAUUUAUAAGUGCUUUUCACAGCUUUGAGACCAGAUCGGAGUUUUGCUGUCACGAAAUUGCUAACAACGCACGAAAAUCUCUAGCUACGCACUUAUCGGACAGUAAACCGCUUUAUAAUUAAAUGCAGACAGGCGUCACACCGCGUUUAUUUAUUUUUUUUACCCCAAGAACCGCUCAGAAAAUACAUCUGUACUGGGGCAAGACGCGUUUUGCUAUGGGGAAAAAUCAUGUACAGGACCUUUUUUAAUGUGGACAUUCCAGGCAUAGUAAUAUCUCCACAGCGACAAUCAGGUGGCGAAACCCAUACCAGAAAAGUCCAGCAGUGCAUCUUUAAAUUUGGUUUCCUUUUUGGAGGUUUCGGCGACGCGUCUGGAUUCCUUUUGACUACUGAGCGGAGCCGUAGCAUCGCACACUCGGACCUGAAACGUGUGUAAGCGCUUUCUCACUAGCCUUAGUUGUAUUUAAGUGGACUGUAAUGCUGUUUUAGCCUCUUUACUCAGAGCCGUGUCCUGAUGAUGUGUAAAUACUUUUUUGUUUUUAUUUAUGUUCUUCCUCUGGUCUCGUCACUGUGGCAUUUCAUUUGUUUUUUUUUCUUAGAUUUCAGCGUUACAAAUAAACUUAAGUGAACUUUUA
This is a messenger RNA of Periophthalmus magnuspinnatus, 1965 nucleotides long. It is a transcript of the gene arl6ip1, whose product is annotated as ADP-ribosylation factor-like 6 interacting protein 1. Bases 131 to 742 code for a protein of 203 amino acids. Lineage: Eukaryota; Metazoa; Chordata; Actinopteri; Gobiiformes; Gobiidae. The record is from RefSeq and is a predicted model, not a curated record. The transcript has 6 exons.